GUCCGAAUGUGAAUGAAGUGAAUAAUAAUAAACAAUCAAGUGAAAGAAAACAAGUAAACACAUUUCAGUAAGCUCUGUGAUAAAAAUUUACUCGAAUAACAAAGACGAGACGAUUGAACGGAAAGGUUAAAAGUGUAUCAAUGUUGAGACAAGCAAGAUUUUGUGCAAAUCACACUCCGUUAUAAUUUCAUGUUAAAUGUGAAAGUGUCUUCGGACAAUCAGUUAAUUGAUAUAAACAUUACAGCAGAGUGAAAGCUGCGUUUUAAACAUUUCAUUUCUUUAUACAAAAGAAAAGCUUCAAUGCAACUGUAUAGUACAUAGUACAUUGAGAGAAUUCCGUUCAUAGUACGGUUUUGUAAGUCCAAAUCUCGUUUUCAUUAUCUAUUUGUCGUGAGUGUUAUCAGUUAUUUUCGUGCUGAAAAGAUUUGAAAAAAAAGCGAAACUGAUUUAUGGACAUUCGAACUGAUGGUUUUUGUUUUUGAAUAAACAGUGAUAUGGAUUUGUAUGUGAACAUUAACCAGCGAUCCAUUUAAAUUCAGAUUCACCUCUUCAGUGCUAUCUACUUCUUUCGUUAAUAAGAUAAUUUGUGUUACAUAAACAACAAUUCAACAAUUAAACUCGCUGUGUCUUUGUUCCAUUUUGUGCCUUUUCAUACACAACAAGAAAAACCGUGUUUCAUUAAUCAGUAUUGUCGGUACCGUCAGAUUGCACGUAUUGUAAUUUUUACAUUAUUUACUUACAUUUAAACGUUACAUUCAGUGUCGUGAGUUUAAUACAUUCUUCGAAUUCAAAUUAAUUUUUCCAAUUAACAAUGCCAAUCGAACUGAAGGGGGAAAUUAAUCCCGAUUUGAAUAAUGAAAGAAAAAAGUGUGUCUUCGAAGCCGAAGAAAUGGCCCGUUGGUGGUACGGCGGAGAACAGAAAUUAGCCGAAAAACGACAACGAGAAUCACUGUUUUUGGACGAUCCCGAUUUGCAAGAUGACAUACCGACCUCGUAUUUAUCGCACAAGGAACUGUACGAACAGAGUGUGGCCAAAGCUUGCAAAGUAUUCAAGAAAAUCCGUGCUCUUCAAGAUGAGGGGAAAGGAGGUGUUGAUAAUUUCAUGGCGAUAUUAGGUGGAAUGUUGGGCAGCGGAGUACUGAAAGAAGGCAAUCCAAUGGCUGUUCAUUUUGUUAUGUUUCUGCCGACCAUUCUCGGUCAAGGAACAACGGAACAGCAAGUGGAAUGGCUAGGACGUGCGUGGAGCAUGGACAUCUUAGGCACUUAUGCACAGACCGAAUUGGGUCAUGGGACCUUCAUUCGAGGCUUGGAAACUAAGGCAACGUAUGAUCCGACGACCGAAGAAUUCAUUCUACAUAGUCCAACAAUUACGUCGUAUAAAUGGUGGCCUGGUGGACUGGGACAUACGUCGAACUAUGCCGUUGUUGUGGCACAAUUGUACACAAAGGGCCAAUGUCACGGAAUUCAUCCAUUCAUUGUUCAAUUGAGGGAUGAAGAAACAUGGGCACCAAUGAAAGGUGUGGAGAUCGGUGAAAUUGGGCCCAAACUUGGCAUGAAAGGUGUAAACAAUGGCUUCCUAGGUUUUGAUAAUGUCCGUGUACCGCGCAAGAAUAUGCUGAUGAAAAAUGCGCAGGUAUUGCCGGAUGGUACAUACAAGAAGGCGCCAUCAUCGGUUCUAACCUACGGUACAAUGAUGUUUGUUCGAGUCGUUAUCAUUCGUGAUAUGGCAAACUAUCUGUCCAAAGCCGUCACCAUUGUUACAAGAUAUUCAGCUGUUCGCCGACAAAGUCCAAUUGAUCCGGCGAAGAAAGAGGUGCAGGUUAUCGAUCAUGUCACACAGCAAUACAAAGUGUUCCCGAACAUCGCGAAAGUUGUGAUUUUCCAAUUGACGGCGGACUACAUUUGGAAUCUGUACAAUCAAGUGACGUCUGAGCUGGACAAAGGACAACUGGAAAGACUUCCCGAGUUGCACGCCAUUUCGUGCUGUUUGAAGGCUGUUAUAACACAAGAUGCUUCCAAUGGAGUUGAACAGCUAAGAAUGGCUUGUGGUGGUCAUGGCUAUAUGGAGGCGAGUAACUUACCGUGCACAUACGGCAUGGUCACAGCUGCCUGUACAUACGAAGGAGAAAAUACAAUUCUAUUGCUGCAAACAGCUCGCUAUCUUAUGAAAUCGUGGAGUCAAGCAAUUGUCGGCGAUUCACUCGUUCCAACUGUCGAAUAUCUUCGUGAAGCCGUUAAAAAGCGCAGCAAUGUGUGGGACUCAUCAAUGCCUGGUAUAAUCAGGGCUCUUCAACUCGUCGCUGCAAACAAAAUUCGUUUGGCCUACGAACACGUCGAAAAUCGGAAGAAACUCGGCCACAGCCACGAAGAUGCUACCAACUUUUCGUCUAUUGAGUUGGCUCAAUCGGCCGAUGCUCAUUGUCGUGCGUUCAUCGUUCAAACCGCUUACGAAAUGACGAAAAAUCUGGAAUCAACGGUGUCCACAGCACUAGCCACGGUAUUACGGCAAUUAAUUGAGUUGUAUGCGGUCGAAACUUGUAUGAAAUCGAUCGGUGACCUGAUUAGGUUCGCUGGCCUAACGGAAACUGGAGUGCAAGAGCUGCAACAACGUUUGGAAAAUCUUCUAACUCAGAUUCGUCCGAAUGCCGUGGGUAUUGUCGAUGGAUUUGACAUUCCUGACAAAAUUCUGUCAUCGGCUUUGGGGGCGUACGAUGGUAAUGUUUACGAACGGCUGUACCUGGAAGCGAAGAAAAGUCCACUGAAUCAGGAUCCGAUUCCGCGGGCAUUCGAUUUGUAUAUGAAACCGUUUAUGCGAUCGAAUCUGUAAAGUCGAGCGUCGAUGGCGGUCAAUGGUGAUAAAAAUGUACUGUAAGUGCUUCUGGGGUGCUAGUCGUAUUAUUCAUAUUUUUUACUGGUUGGGAUUCUGUGUGUACGAUUUUGUAAAAACAAAAGACAAAUCAAAAUGUAUUAGCUUCAUCACUACGAACGAAAAGACAAUAAAAAAUAAUUUAUUUUUGUACAAAACAAAA
Bradysia coprophila is the source of this 3029-nucleotide messenger RNA. RefSeq names its product acyl-coenzyme A oxidase 1-like. Gene Ontology annotation, cellular component: peroxisome. The record is from RefSeq and is a predicted model, not a curated record. Gene Ontology annotation, biological process: fatty acid beta-oxidation using acyl-CoA oxidase; lipid homeostasis. NCBI's taxonomy places the organism in Eukaryota, Metazoa, Arthropoda, Insecta, Diptera, Sciaridae. Gene Ontology annotation, molecular function: acyl-CoA oxidase activity; fatty acid binding; FAD binding.